UUUCUAGCUAUUUCUAUAUUUUACCCCCACCAAUUUCCAAAUUAGACAUAAUGCUAACCUCAGGUUGGGGUCUACUUCAGGAAAGCCCACUUAUUUGCGAGCAUGUAAGGCCAGGUGAUAAGUAACAGUACCACUAAAGCAAGCAAAAUGAAAGUUGAUUACUCUCAGUAUUGAGGAUUCACUAAUACUUGUAGGAGUGAAGAAAAAGAUUUGUUAAAAUGUCAGUGUCUUAGCGCCUACUAUAGAAGUAUGAUUAGCAUGCGUAAGUAUUGCAUGAGAUUUGUGCAGUUGAUUUACGAAGACACCAUCUUCCUAACUAGUAGCAGCUUUCCAUGGGGGAUUCUGAGUUUAAGGGGACUGAAAAACCCACAACGUAUGACAUCUCUGUGAAGAAGAAAGAGCUGCUCUCAACUGCCAUGAUGAGGACUAGCGAAUGGUUACCCCUUCCUUUUUAUUUUUCUGAAAUUGUCACAAACUAAUGUGUUAGUAUUAUUUCAGGAAGGGUUACUGAUCGAAGUUGUCAUAUGAAUGGUUGGUAGGAUCUAUAAUCUGGAGAUUCCAAGUGAUAUCAUUGUUCACGCUGGAGGAACUCCCGUCUCUCUUCACAAGGUAACUUGCAAUCUACCUGAAUCAUGUAACAUUUCUCUACAACGUUGGAAGUUGAAUUUUAUUAUGUUGCCAUUGUCGUACUUAGUUUUUUCCAUUUGAUUAGAACCUUUCAGGGCAAAUUAAUACUUGUUAUAAUGAUAUCAAUGAAAGUAUUCAUAUACAUCUCGUACAGUUUCCACUGGUCUCAAAGUGUGGAUACAUAAGGAAAAUGGUGACCAAAACCAAUGGUGCUGAUGUUUCUGUUGUUGAAAUUCCGGAUAUUCCUGGUGGAGCAGAGGCUUUUGAACUUUGUGCAAAAUUUUGCUAUGGUAUAAAUUUUGAGAUAAGUACAGAAAACGUAGCCAUGCUUAGAUGUGCUGCAGAAUACCUUGAGAUGACAGAGGAUUAUGGAAUUGGCAACUUAAUGAGCAGAACUGAGGCUUUUCUAACCGAAGUAGGACUCAAAAGCCUUGCGAGUGCAGUGUCCAUUUUGCAUUCUGCGGAAAAUUUUCUUGCUAUAGCAGAGGAAAUAAAACUGGUUAGUCAAUGCAUCGAUACAAUUGCUCGUUUUGCCUGCAAAGAUAACCAGUUUUCGGCGUGUCAUGACAGCUCGUCAAUGACAGAUCCUAAAGCCAUUGUUGAUUGGUGGGCUGAGGAUUUAACUGUUCUUAGAAUAGAUAUUUUCCAGCGGGUGCUUGUUGCUAUGGUGGAUAGGGGAUUCAAACAAAUUUCCCUUGGUCCAAUACUAAUGAUAUAUGUGCAGAAGUCUCUUCGAGGUUUGGAAAUUUUUGGGAAGGGGAGGAAGAAAAUGGAACCAAGACAAGAACAGGAGAGGCGGGUUGUUAUAGAAACAAUUGUUAGCCUUUUACCAAGAGAGAAUAACUCAGUGUCAGUUAGCUUUCUGUCAAUGCUGCUAAGAGCUUCCAUUUGUCUGAACGCAACAGUUGCUUGCAGGAUUGACCUGGAGAAAAGGAUUGGUUUGCAACUAGAAGAAGCUGUGUUAGAUGAUCUUUUGAUUCCUUCAUAUUUUUUCACUGGAGACACACUGUUUGAUGUCGAGACUGUCCAGCGGAUACUUGUGAACUAUCUCGAUUAUCAAAUGGUGGAGAAACGAUUGGGAGGGCGUAAUGAAGAUCAAUCUACUUCUUGUGAAACGGAAAGAGUUGGGAAGCUAAUGGAGAAUUACCUUUCUGAAAUAGCUUCUGAUCGGAACUUGCCUGUUUCUAAGUUCAUUGGUCUUGCCGAACUUGUCCCUGAACAUUCAAGGAUCUCAGAGGAUGGAAUGUACAGGGCAAUUGACAUUUUCCUAAAGGCUCAUCCUCACUUAAGUGAGAUGGACAGAAAGAAAGUAUGCAGUGUAAUGGACUGUCAGAAGCUAUCCAGGGAAGCCUGCGCUCAUGCAGCUCAGAAUGACAGACUACCUGUUCAAAUAGUUGUCCAGGUACUUUACUACGAGCAACAACGCCUUCGGGAAGCCGUGGACGGGAGCCUCAGGGAAGGCAAAUCUCCUCCAGGUAUUGCCCUCAGCGUGAACCCCUACUCGAAUCCCCCAGAAAUCUCCAGCUUGCGGAAAGAAAAUCAGGACCUGAAACUGGAGUUACUAAAACUGAAGACAAAGCUGCGAGAAAUUGAAAGGUCAUCAGAUGAAUCCACCAAUAACAACAGUCCAUUGGAAAUCACUGUUCCUAAUGCUGAGAAACCAACUCUGCUUAGAAAAUCGUUUAUCACUUCUGUGUCUAAAAAGCUUGGUAAAAUCAACUUUUUUAUUCGUGCUGAUGGCAAUGUGCCGAAUGGAAAAGGUCGCACCAGACCCUCCAAGGACAGGCGCCAUUCAAUAUCAUAAUACACUGCUUAAUUUGUCCCUUUGGAUUUUUUCAAAUGUGAUGAAGUGUAUAUGAGACUAUAAAUAGUAGAUUGAUAUAAAGCUUGAAAGGAGUACUAAUAAUAUUAUGUAUACUUCAAUGAAGACUAGUGAAGACGUUGAUUUUCCUGUGUACAAUGUAUAUGAUAUCAACUGCUUUUCAUGUAUUAUUAAGGAAUGCAUUAGCAGC
Messenger RNA from Oldenlandia corymbosa var. corymbosa, 2639 nucleotides. The record is from the annotation of a GenBank genome assembly. NCBI's taxonomy places the organism in Eukaryota, Viridiplantae, Streptophyta, Magnoliopsida, Gentianales, Rubiaceae.